AUAAUUUCGAAAUCAUUCAUUGGUAGUCUAUUCGGCCCGUAGAGCGGUGUUGUUUAAAGUUGAUUAGUUGAAACUAAAUUAAUAUAAACCAAAAAUGGUGAGCUUCACUGCUCGUGGUCUAAUGCCUCCAGUCUUCACUCCACUUAAUGAUGACCACACCAUAAACUAUGGAGUUAUUCCCGUUUACGCAAAGUUCUUGGCUGAUUCAGGGAUCAAGUCCGUUUUGGUUGGAGGUACAACAGGCGAGCAUAUGUCCCUAUCUGUGGCCGACAGGAAAAAAGUCGUUGAUGCUUGGGUGGUAGCAGCCAAGACUACAGGCCUUCACAUACAAGUGCAAGUCGGGGGCGCACCCUUAGCUGAUGUUAUUGAACUGGCUCGUUUCUGCCAAGAUGUCGGAGCGGACUCCUUACUGACCCUUCCUGAAUUAUACUUCAAGCCAGCCACAGUCGAUGACCUGGUGUUCUACGUGUCACAAGUCGCUAAGGCCGCUCCCAAACUCCCAGUAUUGUACUACCAUAUUCCCAGCAUGAGCAAGGUUGAAAUAAAUAUGCCAGCAUUUGUGACAGCUGCCACAGCGAGCAUCCCUAACUUCAAGGGUAUUAAGUUCACCUCCAACGACCUGAGCGAAGGUGCUCAAGUUCUCAGAGCUCUGAAGGAUGGCCAGGAGAUGUUCCUCGGAGCUGAUACUCUCAUCGCUCCAGCAGCGCUUUUAGGCAUUAAAUCCAGCAUCGGGACAAGUUUCAACCUGUUCCCGAAACUGGCGCAGGAAAUUGUAGAAGCGGUUGAGAAGAACGACGUGGUCAAAGCCAGGGCUCUGCAGGAAAAACUCAGCUUGGCUAUUGAAGCGCACACCGUGGAAGGUCCCUGGGUACCUAUAAUGAAGGCUGGUAUGGAGAUAGUUACUGGCAUCAAGGUUGGACCUCCUUCUCUCCCACAGAAGCCCCUCUCUUCUGAAGCUAAGCAAAGGAUUCACUCCAAACUGAGAACACUCGGCCUGAGCAAGUGAAAAUGAAUCUUGUAACCUUUUGUGUUAUGUUUAUUCUCGUAAAGCAAGCUUUUUUGUGAAAUAAUGUUGUUGUCAAUAUAUUAAAAUUGUUAACUGUUUGAUGUUAUUUUAUUUCUGAUGCUUAAUGUAUGAU
Messenger RNA from Spodoptera exigua (beet armyworm), 1139 nucleotides. NCBI's taxonomy places the organism in Eukaryota, Metazoa, Arthropoda, Insecta, Lepidoptera, Noctuidae. The record is from the annotation of a GenBank genome assembly.